This is a messenger RNA of Colius striatus (speckled mousebird), 2971 nucleotides long. It is a transcript of the gene OTULIN, whose product is annotated as OTU deubiquitinase with linear linkage specificity. NCBI's taxonomy places the organism in Eukaryota, Metazoa, Chordata, Aves, Coliiformes, Coliidae. Gene Ontology annotation, molecular function: cysteine-type deubiquitinase activity. The coding region runs from base 223 to 1542 and encodes 439 amino acids. The transcript has 8 exons. The record is from RefSeq and is a predicted model, not a curated record. Gene Ontology annotation, biological process: protein linear deubiquitination.
CAGCGGAGGUUCGGCUUGGCGGUGUGCCGCACCUGGCCUGGGGGCUCCUGCCCUGCGGAGCGGGACUGGGCGGGCGGCUCUCGGCCUCAGCUCUCUCCAGCGGGGCGGCUCGGCCCGUGGCAGGGCUCGGAUACGAGAGGGCAGUCGCAUGAGGGAAGGAAAGGAUUGUGGCAGGUGGAGGCUUUAACGCUAAGAGAGAAGUCAGAGUUGUCUAGAGGAGGAAUGCCGCAACUGCAAAGCAGUCUCCUUUCCAAUUCCCUGCUAAAGCAGGUUCCCCUCUAUCAGAGGGCACUGGAACAAAUCCAGGAUAAUAUUCAAGGGUGGAUGAGAGACAUAACCAGCCUUUCUGCGGGUGCAGAACAGGCACAGAAAGAAGAAAGCGUUGCCGUACAGUUGACGAAGCACGAAAAGGAAGUUACUGUUCCUUCUAAUGAGCUUGGUUCAGCAAAUGCAGCUACUGACCAGGAAGAGCAAUCUGCAUUAGAAAUCAGAAAGGACUACAUAUGCAGAAGUAGUGGGAGACCUGAGAAUACAGAUACGAUUGAAUCUCUUGUGAUGGAUCAGGAUGCAUCUGGAAACUAUGAACUCUAUCUGCCUGUGUCUGGUAGUUGUUCAGCAAUGGAAUCAUCUGAGGACAGUGAGGAGGACAUGUAUCGUGAUGCAGAAGAAAUAGAGAGAGAGAAAAUGUUACUUUCUGAGACAAGCUCUUCAGAAUAUAAAUUGAGUGUUGCACCUGAAGUGGACAUUAUGCUGUACUGCAGAAAAGAAUGGAGAGGAGACACACCAGUAGCAAAAACAAUGAGAAAGGGCUAUGAAGCAGUUGCUCAGAAGUUUGCAUCUAUAAGGAGAGUACGAGGUGACAAUUAUUGUGCUCUAAGAGCAACUCUUUUCCAGGCACUAAGCCAAGCUACCCAGUUACCAAGCUGGCUGCAGAGUGAAGAUUUUACUAUGCUCCCUGAAAACUUGCUGAGCAAGUAUGACUGGAUCAAGCAGUGGCAGCUAAAACACAAGCUGGGCAGGAAGAGGGGAGAAAUAAGUGAUGAAAUCAAAGAAUAUUUAAUACUUCUAAGGAAAAAGUGGAAGAAUAUAAGUGAAAUCAAAGGUCCUGUUGAGAAACAAGAAGCUUGUGAUAACUUGUUUAAAAAUGAAGAGGAGGAGUAUAGUCUCUAUGAAGCACUAAAAUUUUUGAUGCUUAACACUGCCAUCGAAUUAUACAAUGAGGAUAAAAGUGGAAGGAGAGUUCCUGUCUUCUCAUGGUUACUGUUUGCACGGGAUACAUCCAGCAACCCUUGUCAGUUAAUGCAUAAUCACUUGAAUCACAUUGGUCACAGUGGAGGCCUUGAACAAGUAGAAAUGUUUCUCCUUGCUUAUACUCUGCAGUAUACCAUCCAAGUGUAUCGACUGUAUAAAUAUAGUACUGAUGAAUUCAUCACGCUUUAUCCCAAUGACCCGAAGGAGGACUGGCCUGUGGUGACUCUCAUCACUGAAGAUGACAGACAUUAUAAUAUCCCAGUCAGAAUGUGCCAGGAGACUGUGCCAUAAACAAGUAGGUUUUGGCAGACAAACCUGUGCUGCUUCUUGAGGUUUCCAGUGCUACUUUGAAACAGGAUGAUGAUGACAUCUGUAUCAUUAAAUCUUACACAAGUUGAAAUGUAUCUUUGAAAAGUUUCCAUCUGAGAAAAAAGUAUCAAACAGGUACUAACUUAGAGAGUAAUAAUUUUGCAAGUAUGGCUUUUGUUGCACAGAAAAGAAAAGAAGGAAAUGUCUGCAGUCCUUUUUUUGAAGGACUUACUCUGAAUUAACAAUGCAAAAAGUAUAGAUUUACUUCUUAAAAGAAGAUAGGUGAGACUGUGGUAGGACAUGAGCUGACCUUCUGCUCCCUGAAAUAAUGAGAUGAUGAUGAUGAGUUGACAUGUCUGGAAAAUAAGCUGACAGGAUCCUGACUGGUGUUUGUAAUGCUACUUAGAAGCGAUUUGUACAAAGCUUGAGUCUCAGGAAACAAUAGAGUUCUUUUGUGUGCUUGUGUUAAUGCCUGCCAUGGUUUAUGCUGUAAGAGAGAUGUUAAAGUUCUGUAAUGCUUUGGGACUUUUUCCCACAUGAAGUCAUCCAUUACACUGAAAAUGAGGAGCUGUCUCCUUUCAACACCAUGAGAGGAUCAUGGCAAAGAGACUUGAUAAUAAGGAAGUUUAAAAGUUGGUUGUUAAUAGGUCAGAAAAUCAAAACCUACACAGAAUUCCCUUUUGUGAUAGCCGAGAUAAUCAUGUGCCCACUACCUUCCAUGGGUAUUUUUAUCCCUGUUCCUGUCAUGUUAAUUCUUAACUGCUUGCUGCUGUGGAGAACAUCAGGGAUUUUAAUUUGUCCAGGGAGUGCAGAAGAGGGGAGUAAACUUCUGGUGCAGCUUCUCCCUCUUGGGAGGAAUACGUGGGAGGCGGUUCUGUUUCUGCUUAGAAUUAUUCACUAUGCUUAAAACUGAAGGAAUACAGAAUAUAUCAGGUGCUGGGAGUGCUGACAUCCUUUAAAAAAGUAGUUAAGUAAUAAAACCUUCACCUUCUAGCUUAAAGGGAAAGGAUGCCCCACAGGAUGAUUCUCAGAACGAGAGACUCAGAGUUGAUUUAAAUGAAAUGCCGACCAUACACAUGGCUUCUCUUAGAAGGCCUUCUGAUAUAAAAGGGGUAAGAUGAUAAAAAACUACUUUUUGUUAAAAUAUUCUGGAGGAAAUGGCAUGCAAAACUUCAGAUUCUUCUGUUUUCUACUCCAGAUUGAUUUGGUUUCUUUUAUUGUGAAAUAAAUGAGAAUGUGUCUUCACGGUGUUCAGAAACGUGCUUUACACACGUUUCAAUGAGGUCUGUUACAAUGAGGUCUGUUACAUACUUGGUGCUGUAUUUAUCAUGUCUUUGCCUUGUGAAACAAACUUAGUCUGUUACUGAAAACUUCUGGGAGCUACAAGGGAAUAAAAAUAAACCAAAUACAU